UUCAGGUCCAAGCAAAUGGAUUCAGAAAAGAACUUCAACUUCACCGCUCUGCUGCGGAUGCAAACUUAUGAGAACAAACAUAAAGUGAAACCGACGCACUUUACAAGCAUAGCUGGAGGGAUACAAAAACGGCUAGAGACUAACAUAAAGGAGAAAAGAAGAACCAGGUUUACAAAUUUUGAUAAUUUUAGAAAUUUACCCGAAUGCAAGUCUCCAGUACGAGAGCCACUGAACAAAACAGAACAAAGGAGGUUGCAGUUACUAAAAUGGAAAGAAGCAAAAGAAAAGAAGAAGGCUGAGGCGUUGGCUCAUAAGAAAAAGCCAUUUGUGGUGGGAGUAGCAAAGACGAUGACAUUUGAACCUCCACCUCCUAUUUCAUGGCCUCUGCCCAGCACAUCAGGGAGAGUGACCAGGUCACAGGCGGCGAGGGUUAACAUAACCAAUAAAAAAGAGAAGCCGAAAGUAUAUACAUUUGCACCACAAAAUGCAGUUUUCAAUCCGACACUAAAAGAUCUUGAAAUGCCAACCUUAUCUACAUUUGAACAGAGAAGAUUUGACCCACAUAACCAAAGCAGUAAUGUGAAAAAUGCAAAUGAUGCCUCAAAACAAGAACCAAGAAAUUUAAGAAGUCGAACAAAAUUGAAUGAGGUGACUGAAAUUAAGCAGAAUCAAAACCAUUCAAAAGCUCAGAAAAAGCUUGUACCAAAGAAAAAACUAGCAAAACAACCAUUACCAUCAAAAACUAAAUCCAAACUGAUCUCUAGCUCCACAGCCAGCUCUUCAAGCGACGGUGAUACUUAUAGUAAGGAAACAGUUGCAUUUAAAUUUACAACUCCACAAAAAACUCCAAGAAAAGGAAGAAAAUCAGAUAAUACUACAAAGAAAGGUAAUUCUAGUAACAUUGCAUCCAAGAAUAAUGAAAAGCUUGUCGAUAUAUCUGGUUCAACCAGUAUGGACACUGAUAUUGAUGAAAAACCUUCACAUACUCCAGAAAUAUCCAUUCCGAAAGCUACACCAAAGAAACAAAAUGGUACAAUACAAGACUUCAUAACCUUCACACCAAAGAAUCCUGUUCCUAAAAGCGAGUCAAGUUCAGAAGAAAAGUUGCGCUCACCCAAGGCUUUAGUUGAUGUACCAAUGACACCUGAAGUUACUGAGGAGGUGGAACAGAUUAGUCCUCGUGUUUGCUUGUCUCGAGGAAAGGAUAACACAAGAAAGGAGAUGAAGAAAAAGAUAGAUGAAGGAUUACUGGAUGAAGAUAAUGUAUGUGAUAUGAGCGUGGAAUACUUCCAAAGACAACUAGACUCUGAGAUCAAAAGAAUGACAGAAAUGUGUGAAGUAUGGGACAAGAUUCUGGAACAGAACAUGACACUGCCAGAUGAGAUCCAGGAAGCUGUGUUGUCGGCGGUGGGGCAGGCGCGGCUGCUGAUGUCGCAGAAGCUGCAGCAGUUUGCGUCCCUGCUGCGGCGCUGCGAGAAGCCCGAGCCCGGCCAGGCGCUCGUCACGCGCGCCGACCUGCAGGGCUUCUGGGACAUGGUGUUCCUGCAGGUAGAAAACGUAGACAUCCGCUUUAACAAGCUGGAGCAGUCGCGCGCCCGCGGCUGGGUGAGCGAGCAGCCGCCGCCGGGCGCCGCGCGCGCCGCCAAGCCGCCGCCCAAGCCGCCGCAGCCGAAGCCACCGGCGCGCGCACGGCAGGCGUCCAGCAACCGGCUAAAGGACAUCAUUGCGGCGGCUAGGAAAGCUAAACAAGCCAACAUGGAAAAUACGAAGACAUUCGAUGCGGGGUUUUUCCACGUGCAGUCGCCAGUCAAAUCCCCCGGCGCUGCUACCCCGCUCCGCAACUCCCCUGCCGCGGCCACUCCGCGCAGCAAGCCCAGCCUGCUGCAGAGCGUACUCUCCAGUGAAGCCAAGAAGGCUUCAGCCAAUAAGAGUUCAUACGCUAUGCUGCGUGCCUCAUCCUUGGGGAAAAAUGUAGAAACUGAGAAUGGAACACCUUACAAGGCAAAUUCUAUCGCCCCAACACCCAUAAACUUAGGCUUGACACCGGGAAAGAGUAUACUAAAAUCCAACAUUAAUACUUCCACCAAAGUCCCCAGCAAGAUAUUGUCAUUCAAACUGUUGAGUUCAGACACGGCCAGCGAUUCCAGUCCAACCAGUGACAAGGGGCAGAUAUCUGCGGUUGAGAAGCUACGCGAUCUGGACACUUCAUCUGACUCAAGCCCUGCCAAUUUACAGAAUUUGGACGAUUCACACGAUUCUCAAGAAUCUGUAACCCCUUCAAAGCUACAGAUCCAGAUCCAGAACUUCGAUAACUUACAAAUAUCCGAGAGUGUACCAAAUCCUGAAGAUAACUCAGCAACUACAGAUACAGAACAAUUUGAAGAGAGUAAAAAUAGACAUUCUUCUAGGAAAACAAGGAAGAGUUUACAUAACACAGAUAAUUUGGUGGUAACAAAUGCAGAAAAACUUAAAGAAGUAAAAGAAAACAGACGCUCGUCUAGGAGAACGAGGGAGACUUUACCAAACGCUGCUGAAGAGAAUUUGGUGACAAUAAUCACAGAAGAACGACAAGAGAAAAAAAACCGACGCUCGUCUAGGAAAAAGAAGGAGAAUUCACCAAACGCUGAAGAAAACUUGAUGACAACAAAUACAGAAACGCUUGGAGAAGAGAGGCAAAACAGACGUUUGUCUAGACGAACAAGAAAGAGUUCACCAAACGCUGAAGGAAACUUGUUGGCAGCAAAUACAGUAACACUUGGAGAAGAGAAAAAAAAUAGACGUUCAUUAUCUAGGACGCCUAGGAAAAAGAAGGAAAGUACACCAAGCGCUGAAGAAAACUCAGUAACAACAGAUACAGGUACUCUUGGAGAGGAGAAAGAGAACAUACAUUACAACCCUUCCAAUUUAGCUCUACGCACACCUACACCUAAGUCAGAUAGACAAGAUGCUAUGGAAGAUAUCACUCCAGUCAUGACCAGAAAUAGAAGGAAGACCAGACAAACGCCGGUCACUGAGAACUUUGAAAACGUCCAGUCUUCUAGAAGGAGGAAGAUGUUGCUAGAAGCUAACGAAGAGAAGUUAGAUGUUACUCCAUUAAGGCCUAGGUCUAGAAGACAAGUUUGAGAGUGUUUAUUGUGAGAACCUGAACUGAAAUGCGUCCUCCUUAAUUAAUAUUAACUCACAAUGUUAUUGCCUUGUAACCCAAUACGAAAACAUAAGGAUGUUAUUAGUUUAACUUGUGUGUCUGUGUAUGUACAUGUCUAUCAGAGCCACCGUAGCAUUCAAACGGAUGGACCAAUUUGAAUGCGGUUUCUUUCAUUCGAAAGUGUGUUUAAUCAAGAUGGUUCCUACCUAUGUUUGGUGAUAAUCUGUUCAAUCGUUUGAGAAUUGCUAGCUGUUUUCUCAAACGGGUAGGGAUCUUA
Maniola jurtina (meadow brown) is the source of this 3422-nucleotide messenger RNA. It is a transcript of the gene mars, whose product is annotated as disks large-associated protein 5-like. The record is from RefSeq and is a predicted model, not a curated record. The coding region runs from base 16 to 3123 and encodes 1035 amino acids. The transcript is spliced from 9 exons. Lineage: Eukaryota; Metazoa; Arthropoda; Insecta; Lepidoptera; Nymphalidae. Gene Ontology annotation, biological process: signaling.